This is a messenger RNA of Pungitius pungitius (ninespine stickleback), 2939 nucleotides long. It is a transcript of the gene spaca4l, whose product is annotated as sperm acrosome associated 4 like. The record is from RefSeq and is a predicted model, not a curated record. Gene Ontology annotation, molecular function: transmembrane receptor protein serine/threonine kinase activity. The transcript has 5 exons. Gene Ontology annotation, biological process: sperm-egg recognition. Bases 107 to 481 code for a protein of 124 amino acids. NCBI's taxonomy places the organism in Eukaryota, Metazoa, Chordata, Actinopteri, Perciformes, Gasterosteidae. Gene Ontology annotation, cellular component: membrane.
ACGUUAUAAAAAGUGGGGGGAAAGGGUUCCCUGCUCAAACAUUCUAACGGUUUGACUCCUCCACCACCGAGCAGCUCCUCCCGAACCGACGUGGUCUCGUUCCAAGAUGAACAGAGUUCUUCUCCAGCUCGUUGCAGUCGGAUUCUGCUUUGCAGUCGUUCAAGCUCUGCAGUGCUACGAAUGCAAAUUUGGCGUCGGGAACCUAUGCGCUACAUCCAAAGUCACUUGUGCAACCGGAGAACAGUGCUUCAGUGGUGUUGGGGAGGCAGCCGGCUUUGUGAGCAUCAAGAUGAAGGGCUGUCUAGAAUUGGCCAAGUGCAACAAGACGGAGGACACGGUGUUACCCGGCAACACCACCGUCUACAAGAUGUACAAGACGUGCUGCAACAGCGACCUGUGCAACGCGGCGCCCGGGACCUCCGGCCUGAGCACGGCGCUCGCCACCAUCGCUGCUCUGUUUGUGGCCAACACCCUGCUCUAAGCAGAAAGACGACGCACCUCGGCACCAGAAUGAUAAAAUGAUCACCUCAGACAUGCUUUUUUUCCGGUUUUUACUUGCACACAGAUUUGGGUUCAAAUGAAAUUUCCCCCUUUUUUUCCAUUAAUCUGAAAGCUAUCUUUCCAUGUAUGUUGAAAGUUCAAAGGAUGCUACAAUUAGCAAAACGUUUAGACAAAUUAAUAAAAUGUAAUUGACUAAAUUGGUUUUGUUGGCCCAGUAAUGACAUUACGUAACUUAAUAGGCCGACAUUUUGUGACCUGUGCUAUUUUUGCCUUUCUUUGCCAAGCGUUGUAAUGCAGAUCAAUAACUAAUAGUCUCUUGUGUUCAUUAAGUGUGAAGGUUUCUGCUUGCAUGGUGCAGUUAGAGGUUUAAAAAUUAAAACUCCCUUUGUUUCAUUUUAAUGUUGCGCGAACCAGCAACUGACUGUAGCUUCAUGUUUUUUGUAAGAAAUGUGUCGUUGUUCCAUUUAACUCUUUGCUAGACGAGGAAUCUUUAUCUUUUACAUACGGUCAAAGUAUUCUAGUCCUGGAACUGCUGUUGACCCACUGAAUAGUAACUUCAGAGUCCCGAUUUAAUCCAGAGCUCACGGCUUCAUGAGCAUUUUAAAGAAUUUCACUUGUUAACCUGUUGGCUUAAUAUUUAGCUAAAAUAAUGAACGUGGUCUACUGGCUGAUGUCUGAACAGAUUUACUGAUUUCGAUAUUGAAAUUCCAGCUGAUUGUAAUAUGUCGGGGGUUGUUGGUCUUUAAAUGGUUCAGUUUAGAUGAAAUUGACUUUUUGGCAUUGUUUAAAAAUGUAUAAAUAAAUUCACAUAUCCGUUCUGGGGCAAAGGAAUGUGUGUCAACCUCUGCUUCUUUGUAGUUGUCUCUGCUUGUUGACCUUCUCUGUGGAGCAGCUGCUUAUUUGGAUCUGGGUACAUAACACCUCAGAAGGCUUCUGCUGGGAUUCUGGCACACGAGACAAUUUCUGUGAGGAAAUCUGCAUUUGAAGCAAUACCUGCACGCAGAUAGAGCUUCAGCCAGUGAAUCUGCAAAUUAUUUAUGAAUGGCCUUCCAUGUGCCAAGUGUAGUCUGUCUUUUGGGGACUUUUUAAUGUUCACAAAGUUAGAUCCUCAUAAUUUAACUAAGUAAAAUACGUUCAUAACUUAUUUGAGUAACUUUAUAUUUCAGUAGACUGACUCUACAUUUCCCCACUUCACUGCUCUCCUUAGAAAGACUCGAUACCCUUGAGCUAAAGGAAGUGUAAGUAAAAAAAAAAAUGUUUCCACUAAAAUGCCAAAUAUUCUCUGGUUUCAACAUAUCAACGGGGAAGUGGUGAUUCUCUUCUGCCUGUGUGAUGGAUAUUAAAUUGAAUAUUUGUGUUUUACUCUUACAGCCAUGUUACAGUCUGUGAAUAUUUGUACAUAUUUGUACAAGCAUAAAGAGACUUAAAGAAGCAGGUGUGGUGACUGGUUCCCUCUGAACUCGAUAAACCAGCCGUGGGAGUUUCAGCUUCUUCACCAGAAGCAUCGACACAUUCCCCCCUGACGUAAGGAUGAAGACAAAGGACUUGGGCGGUGUGGAGGUAAAAUAACCUGUUCUUGCACCCUCCUUUGUCUUUAACCGUAUAAAUAUCCCACCAGAACAAGUCUCCUCAGAAUAUUUCAACAAACCACAUCUGAUCAGCUGGAAGGAUUCUUUUUGUCUUCAAGCAGAAACCAAGGACCAACUCAUCAAGAUGGGAAAAAUUGUAAUUGUGAUCAUUGGAGUUUUGGCCUCCUUAAUGCUGGCGGAUUCACUGACCUGCAACCAAUGCAAAUACAGUCUGUUGAGCUUCUGCAUAGGUAACAGUGCUUUGACCUGCCCGACCAACACCAGCGUCUGCUUUAGUGGAAAUACUACUUUCCCAGACCUUUCCGGCGUGGGCUUCAAAAAUCAGGGAUGCAAGGAGAUUGAUGGCUGCAACGCCACCACCAACGGCACCCUGUUGGGAAUCAGCUACCAGACCAAAAUCAGCUGUUGCUCCUCAGACAAAUGCAACAACGCCGCCCCGUCCACCAAGAUGACCUUCACCGCCGUCAUCGGUGUAGCCGCCAUGGCCCUCAUGUGGGGAAGCGUUUUGUAACAUGGCUGCUUUUGAGUCCAUUUUUACUCCCUGAAAUGAUUCAGGUGAGGUCCAAAUGACCCAAAUAAACUGUCACGAGUUUACAAAAGAUUAUCUAUAUGGUCUCAGGCUGCGGCCCUCUUCAUUUACAAUAUAACUCAGGGAUUUUCAUGCCACGGACCAGUUCUUAUAAUGGCAAAUUACAAAAGUUCUGGAAGUCGAUCAAUGGAAUGUUUGCUAAAAAACGUUGAGCUCUUAAAUCUUCCAGAUUGAUCUCUUUCUCUGUAUUUAUCCUUCUAAACUACUUUGUGUCUCACUGGAAAACAUAUUAAUGUGAAAAUAAAGAACUACUAAAUGUU